Molecule: messenger RNA, 1470 nt
Organism: Penicillium alfredii
Lineage: Eukaryota; Fungi; Ascomycota; Eurotiomycetes; Eurotiales; Aspergillaceae
Exons: 1
Coding region: 1-1470 (489 amino acids)
Source: RefSeq, a predicted model, not a curated record
AUGGAAGAAACAAGCCCAAACAACCCCCAAACCAAACGAACAUGGUACCGCAGCACAUUCUUCAACAUCUCCGUCGUUUCCCUCUGCGCAUUCAUAGCCCCGGGGUUAUGGGCAGCAAUGAACGGCCUGGGAGGCGCCGGAGCCGCCGACCCGACAUACAUCAACGCCGCGAAUGCCGUGAUUUUCUGCCUCCAGGUCCUAGUAUGCGUCUUCGGUAGCGCGAUGAUCUCCAAAAUCGGGCUGAAAUGGACGUUUGUGAGCGGUAUGCUCGGCUUCCCAGUCUACGCGUCCAGCGUCUACUGCAACAUCAAGUUCGACAACAAGUGGUACCUGAUGCUGGCGUGUGUGAUUCAGGGCGCGACCUCGGGUCUGUUCUGGCUUACGGAGGGUGCGAUUGUCCUGGCGUAUCCGGAGAAGCAUCGUCGCGGGAAGUAUAUCGCGUACUGGCUUGCGAGUCGGAUCGUGGGACAGAUGAUCGGUGGUGCGGUGACGCUCGGUGUUAAUGCCCAGCGGAAAGAGAGAGGGCAUAUCAGUGUUGAAACAUAUCUUAUUUUCAUUGCCAUCCAGGCUGUGGGCCCGUUUAUUGCGGCGCUGCUGUCCAGUCCGGGUAAGGUGCAGCGCUCGGACCGGACUCGUGUGGUUGUGAACUUGCCUGCGAGUCUGUGCACCGAGCUCAAGGCAAUGGGGAAGCUCCUCACUCGAAAGGAGGUGCUGUUUCUCACGCCAAUGAUGUUCCAGAGUGUCUUCUCCGAGGCGUUCUUCUCGACCUACAACGCCACCUACUUCACAGUCCGAGCACGAGCACUAGCCUCGCUAGUUGCCAGCACGGGAGUAAUCCUGGCCAAUUUCUGCCUGGGGUUCUUCCUGGAUUGGAAGAGACCCAGUGUAAACCGACGGGCCAUCCUGGCAUUCAUCUUGAUCUAUGCCUUCGAGCUCUCGCUCUACAUCUACGCCAUGGUCGCGACAAAAGAAUACGAGAAUCGUUCAAUUAACCCCACCUUUGACUGGACAGAUGCUGGGUUCGGGCGAGCGGUAUGCGUCUACAUCCUCAUGCUGGUUGGAUUCAACCUGAUGUAUGACUACUUGUACUGGCUCGUGGGGACGAUCAACAAAACCGGCGGAGAGGUCGUGCGAUUGUCUGCCAUCAUCCGCGGAAUCGAGAGCUGCGGCCAGGCGAUAUCGUAUGGUAUCAACUCGAUCGACCAGACCCGGUUUUCACUGUCUGGGGCGGUUGCGGUCAACAUGAGCUUUUUUGUUGUCUGUAUCAUUCCAUCGUGGUUCGUGGUCAAGAAUGUUGGCAUGGUCAAUGGAGUCAAGGUGCAUGCUAUUAUUCAAGAUGAGAUUGGAGGGGACCCGGUCCAGGAUGGAGGACAUCAUCCAGAAGCCGGGCAAGAUUCGCCCAAGUCGGACAUGGUAGGGAAUGCUGAGCAUGAGGAAAGUGUUUCUGUAGUAGAAAGACGUAAGGGAUAA